Dendrobium catenatum is the source of this 889-nucleotide messenger RNA. RefSeq lists its product as uncharacterized. The record is from RefSeq and is a predicted model, not a curated record. Gene Ontology annotation, molecular function: zinc ion binding; nucleic acid binding. The transcript has a single exon. Lineage: Eukaryota; Viridiplantae; Streptophyta; Magnoliopsida; Asparagales; Orchidaceae. The annotation marks the transcript as partial.
AUGGAGAAUGCAAGGAAACUCAAUAACUCCUUGGUUAUUAAAAUUUUUGGAGGUGCAGCUCCUCUAGCAGUUAUAAGCUCUGAGCUUAGAAGGCAAUGGGCACAAUAUGGUAAGCUUCAUCUUACCAUGCUAAGCCAGGGAUGGAUCCUCUGUUCUUUUCAGGAUUCACAAAGUGCGGAAUCGAUCCUUACAAAUGGACCUUGCUUUGUUAAUAACAAAAUAAUUGGAAUGGAUAGGUGGUCCAAAAGCUUCUCUCCAACAUCCUUAAAAGGCCUAACAUCUCCUAUAUGGAUAAGACUUCCAAAUCUCCCUUUGGAAUGUUGGGAUAACAUAAACAUAUGCAGAAUUUCUUCUAUGAUUGGAAAACCAAUUUUGAUAGAUGGAAACAUGUUCCAAUGGGGGAGGAGGGAAUUUGGAAGAGUAUGUGUUCGAAUCAGACUUGAUAAGAAGCUACCAGUUGGCGUAUGGGUUGAAGGAUCAUCUGGCAAGUUCUUCCAAGAAAUAGAAUAUGAACAGCUUCCAAACUUUUGCUUCAAGUGUGGUUUAAUUGGGCAUGUUCAAGAAGUAUGCAGAGAAGGGAAUUCACCUCCAAAUGUUAAAGAAAUACAUAAUGCUGUGGAAGCUUCAGAUGCAGCUAAUUCAUUACCAGACAAGGCAAAUGAAGAGGAAAUGGCUGGCGAUCCAAAAUAUGGACCUUGGAUGGUUGUUAAUCGUGGAAGGAAGAAAACUGUAUGUUUUUCUAAGGAAGUUAAUCUUAGACCUUUGGAGAAAAAGGUGUGGAGGAAAUCUGAUUCAACCAAUAAAAUAGAUACCGGAGAUAGGUUGAAUGAAACUCAUAGUUUGGGCACAACUAUAGAAAAUAGCUGUACAACUAUCUGUGAUAAAUCGG